Molecule: messenger RNA, 1884 nt
Organism: Rhinichthys klamathensis goyatoka
Lineage: Eukaryota; Metazoa; Chordata; Actinopteri; Cypriniformes; Leuciscidae
Exons: 5
Coding region: 1-1884 (627 amino acids)
Source: RefSeq, a predicted model, not a curated record
AUGAUUCUUUGUGAGCGUAUUGCUGUGGAGUAUUUGCUGGCUCAGUCUGACAAAGGUGAUCUGCUGAAUCCACAACAGCACAGUGAACUUGGCAUCAUUCUUCCAGACCUGCAGGUAGAAGUUCAGGAGGAGCAGUGUCUUGAUCUCUCAAUAAGUGAUGCAGCUGACAUCCUCAUUCAGAGACCACCUGAAGCCACCCAGUGUGAUGACCAGCUGGAUAUUGCACCGCCUCAGAAUCCUUUACCACCUGACGACUCACCCAACACAUCAUCUCAGGACACCGGUUUUGAUGUAAGCGGUGUCUCUUGCAGUCCUGUCAGUCCAGCCAGUAGUUUACCUGCUGAGGACAAUUCCUCUAGUAGACCCAGCACAUCAGUCCAGGAAAGCCGAUGUGAUUCAAGAGGUUUUCCUGGCUGGGAGGCGGUUGAUAACCUGGCGGAGUACCUCGUGAACCUCAACCGCACAAUAGCUGCUUUGUCAGCCACAGAAACAGCUGAGAUUGUGCGGCUGUAUUCUAGAUUGCAUGAAAUGGACAAGUCUCCCUCCAAAUAUUCUCUGAAAAGCAAGAAGAAGACCUUGCCAGGGCCAUGGAGAGCUUCCAGGAAACGCAGUGGCUCUGCACCUGGUCAACAAGCAGCUGAAAGACUAUUCAUGACCCAUGGCCAGGGUGCCCAGAGACCUGAUUUCAACAGGACUUCAGAAUGUGUUUCCCUCAGGCUUUUGAAGGAGUUUGCCCAAGCUAGAAAUAGGCCAAGAGACUGCAAGGGUAAAACCCUGCCCAUUCCACAGUCUAUUGUACAAGCUUACCAUCACAUUAAGCAACUUCUUGAAGACAGCCGGGUGAUACAAGAGCAGACCAACUUGGUGCUAGUUACUAUCAACAACACCACAGUGUCUUCUUGGUUGCAUGACAGGCAGAAAAGAACUGACCGGGACUCAUUGCUGCAAGGCGUACAGCUACCCCAGAAGGUCUCUGUGGCUAAGGAUCCUCUGCCACAAGCAAGAGCACUUCCUUCUGCACCCGUGGAACAUGGACAUGCAAAAAUACAGUUUCAGGAGCCAGAAAAUCAUGAAGGUGAGGCAGUGAUACGCCCGCGCCACAGCUUCAGAAGUGGAUCGGCACUGGCACAGCACUAUCCUCUUGGGCCGUAUGUAUGGCCUGCCUCUUCUGCCUUGUUGUCCUCAGAUCAGCAGGAACACACUUCCCCAGCCCCAUCGCCUGCCUGGCCUUCUUACCAGCAGGGUCAUCUGCCACCAGUCCAACCUCCUGCCUGGUCCUCCCACCAGCAGGAACACACUUCCCCAGCCCCAUUGCCUGCCUGUUCCUCUUACCAGCUGGGCCAUACCUCACCAGCCCAACCUCCUGUUUGGCCCACUUACCAGCAGGGUCAUCCGCCACCAGCCCAACCUCCUGUUUGGCCCACUUACCAGCAGGGUCAUCCGCCACCAGCCCAACCUCCUGUUUGGCCCACUUACCAGCAGGGUCAUCCGCCACCAGCCCAACCUCCUGUUUGGCCCACUUACCAGCAGGGUCAUCCGCCACCAGCCCAACCUCCUGGCUGGUAUCAGCAGGGUCAUCCGCCACCUGCCACUUCUCCUGCCUUUUCCUCACAAUCACCUCUCAGCAGUACACCAUCAGAUCAGUCUUUAGUCAUUUUCAAUCGACACCGACAGUGGAGACAGCAAAAGGCAGCACUUGAAGACGAGAAGCGUUUGGCAAGAGGGGAGCCACCAAAGAAGCGUCAGACGAAGGAACAUUACCAUUAUGUGUGUAAAACAUGUGGCCAAUCAAAAAGUAAACAAACUGGCCAUUCCCAGGUUAAAGGAAAGUGGUACUGUCCAGCAUCUGGACAGACCAUUGCAGAGUGGAAAGAUUCUCUUUAG